AUGGAGGCCGAACUUGCCAAACUACGUCGGCAACUCGAGGAAGAACAACAUCGACGUGAGGAAGCUGAUCGCCAACGCGAAGAAGAGCAACGCCGACGUGAGGAAGCUGAUCGCCAACGAGAGGAGGAACAACAACGACGCGAGGAAGCUGAAGAGCUUGCAAAAGCGGCACAACCACAAACACUUCAAGCUUAUCUCGAGGCUUGCCACUCCCUCAGCCUUGCUAUUCAGAUCGUCACUGACCGCUCCCUAACUACGCAAGGCGACAUAACAAACCCGACCGGUCGAAUUUUCCCUCGACGAAUCAUUCCGUGGGAUGACUUUGCAACAGCCCAAGAAGGGAUCUGGGCUCAGCUCCCGCCCGGAGCCUCUUUCUCCUCCCAGCCCCUCUUUCCAUCUCAACAUCAACUCGACUAUGUGACAACUCUGCUCGGCCCAAUCAGCAGCGAAAUUGGGCUUCGGAACUUCGAGCGCGAUACUGUCGAAAACAUGGUGCAGAAGUUGAUCGACGAGGCGUACAAGAAUCCACGACUGCGAGACGAUCUCGGCUUACAGGGAACCGUGACGUUCGAGAGCCAUACGAACCUUGGCGAGACCGACGACAGCCUAUCCGAACACUUGGAUCGUAUGUCCAUCGAGAGGGACGACACUGGCCGACCGGCGUCAGCUUCGAAGUCGCCGAGCCGCAAGCCCCGGCGCAGGGCGAGGGGGAAGGGCAAUCGGGCGGACCAGUUCUGCAUAUAUCGCACCUCCGACGGCCGGAAUAUCCCUGCCCUGGCGAUCGAGUAUAAGGCGCCACAUAAGCUGGGGCGUAACGAGGUCGUCACAGGUCUGGUGUCUGAAAUUCAACCGGAACGCGACGUGAUCAACAAAAACGGGGAAGGAUUUGCGUUUGCAUCGAAGGCGCUUGCCGCCGCCGUCGUCACCCAGCUCUUCUCGUACAUGAUUGGCAAGGGUAUCCGGUAUGGCUACGUGUGUACAGGAGAGGCCUUUGUCUUUCUCCAUAUUGCGGAUGAUCCCACCAGCGUUUACUAUUAUGUAUGCGUGCCCAACUUGGACGUCCUGGACGACGACGACAACAGGCUUCAUCACACAGCCGUCGCACAAGUCUUCGCCUUCAUCAUUCAGGCCCUUCGUGCCAAACCGCCUCCUCCAUCCUGGUACGACGCGGCUGCAGCUCUCGAUACUUGGGCUGUAGAAUACGACGAUAUACUGAGAAAUAUCCCCGAAUCCGUACGCAAGGAAGCUCGCACCUCUCCCUACAAGCCAAAACGGUGGCAAGGUUUCAAGCGCUCGCCGAUUCAGACACGCUCUCGCUGCAAGCAACCUUACACCAACACGAGUCGCCGAGACGAUAGCGACGACAACGAAGAAGAAGAUACCCAGCCUUCACCAACUCCGAAUCGAUCUAACAAAACGGAUGUCACACUAUCAACGGGGCCAGACUUAGCCAGUGAACAGGGCCAACGUCGAGACGGGAAAGAAGGCCAAAGGAAGCAACACAGGAUACAGGACCGCCCAUACUGCACUUCGGAAUGCCUCCGAGGAUUGGCGUACAGCCUGCCAAUGGAUAAGGCCUGUCCAAAUUUCCAAGAUCAUGGACACCAACACAUUAAGCAAGAGCAAUUCCUCCAGCUUGUCCGCACUCAGCUGGCGCAAGACCGCGGCCGUGAUGCUGAUGCCGUGCCGCUCUACUUGUCUGGUCGGAUUGGAGCACUCUUCAAGGUGCGGUUGUCGUCUCACGGCUACACCCUUGUCGCCAAAGGCGUUGAGACAAUUGAUCUCAGCCGCCUUCAGCAUGAGAAUGACGUUUAUAACCAACUGCAGCCCAUCCAGGGGAUAUAUAUACCUGUAUGCCUCGGCAGGGUAGAUCUGGUCCUACCGUACUACUACGAUAGUGGUGUCUUUAUGCACUUCUUGUUUCUCAGCUGGGCUGGACUGCCUCUGUUCGAGACCAUCCAACAAACUACUAAGGCCGACAUCAUUAAGAAGGUUACCACGGCUUAUAAGGAAAUCCACAAGCUGCAAAUCCUUCACAGAGAUGCAGAGCCGCGUAACAUUGUGUAUGAAGAAGAAAAUGGCAAGGUUAUGAUUGUGGAUUUUGAGCGAGCAGAGUUCCGCGGUCGUCAACCUCUCGGCGCACUCAGCCCUAAUGCUUGGAAUAAGAGGAAGCGAGGAGGGGCAAAGAAGCGACAAACGAAUGAUUUUACAAAAGAAGAGGAGUCUGUCAUCCUGAGUGUCUCACGGCUGGUAUGA
Molecule: messenger RNA, 2256 nt
Organism: Colletotrichum karsti
Lineage: Eukaryota; Fungi; Ascomycota; Sordariomycetes; Glomerellales; Glomerellaceae
Exons: 1
Coding region: 1-2256 (751 amino acids)
Biological process (GO): protein phosphorylation
Molecular function (GO): ATP binding; protein kinase activity
Source: RefSeq, a predicted model, not a curated record